AUGGAGUCAGAGGACAAUCUCCAGCCUCAUCGCAUCCCCGACUCACACCAUCGCAAAAUCGAACUCCAAUCCCCCGCCGACCUCACAUACCUCCAAGCGAAUCUGGUCGCGUCCGCGAAGGAGAAACUCGAUCUUCACUUCCCACUAUCGGCGGCGCAAAAUGGCGGAGCUGGUCACGCGCAGCCCGCAACAGUCAUCUCGCUAGAUGGCGUGGACUCUAGUGCCAGUGCCAUUGCCAGCGCCAAUGGCAGCAAUGGUCAAACACCAGCGGUAGCAGCCACGGUCGGCGCAGCACAGAGACAAGAGCAGGAAGACCCUUUGCGCGCCCGCGUUAGACAGCUCGUGGACUCCUUCAUGGCCAGAACAUGGGAGGGCGCGAGCAAGAACAUCACGGUCAACGGCAUGGAUGCGGCUUCCUUCCCGCUCUUGACCAGCACGACAACCACUACGACCACCAGUACGGAUAUAAAUGCACAUUCGACCGGACCCCAGGAAGAAAGGGAAGGCAUCAAUUUCGUCUAUGAAGCAUACGACACGCGACUGCAAGCCAAAGUGGCAGGAUUGUAUGGCGAACUGGAGACACUCACGGCCCAAGUAAGCCGCUUGAGGAGGACGGCACCGAAGCAAGGAGCCGACGAAUACCGCAACAGGUUGAUGGCGCAGCUGGCCGAAGAGGAAGAACAGUUUCAAGCUGAAAUGGCUGCGUUGCGCCACAAAGCGGCGAGUGGAUCACAAGAAGGUGCUUUGAAGCUGGAGCCGCCGCUGCGGGAAGGUUGGCAUGACGAUGUCAAGACCAUGUUUGAACACGCGACGGGCGAAUUGAUGGCUCUGGCUGGUCUCGCGGGGUCUGAGGGUGACAUUCGGUCUGGUCAGGCCAGCUUGACUGAGACGGUGGGCAAAGUCCAACGGGCGAGGAAUGUGGCUUUGGAGUUUGAGUGA
Molecule: messenger RNA, 939 nt
Organism: Capronia coronata CBS 617.96
Lineage: Eukaryota; Fungi; Ascomycota; Eurotiomycetes; Chaetothyriales; Herpotrichiellaceae
Exons: 1
Coding region: 1-939 (312 amino acids)
Biological process (GO): mitotic sister chromatid segregation
Cellular component (GO): MIS12/MIND type complex; kinetochore
Source: RefSeq, a predicted model, not a curated record